GGGGUGUAAAUCUCAAAGUUCAAAUUGUCACUAGCCUCUAGCCUCAGUAUUGCGGAGAUCGCCGAAGCGGGACUACCCGACAGAGUACCUAGCACAUUUCUAUACAGCUGAAAUAAUACCCUUCAAGUUGAGAAUGGAUUUAUAUAUCACGAUGGUUAUUUGAUUAAAGGGAAAGGCAUUCUUCUUUUGAUACACAUUACAACCCAGUCAAGCAGCAUCUACCCAACUACUACUGGCAGUCCCCCAAUAAUGACCUCACCAACCUACGAUUCAGACCCGCUACCUCUUUUGAAAGCGCUCCUCAAUACCAUCGAGGAGAGCGUUAUCCCCCUGACUUCCAAGGGGGUAUCGUCAGGCAACAAACUCUUCGGCGCUGCUAUUCUCUCUAAAGCGGGACUAGUACCACAAACAGUCUCGACGAACAACGAGACGGCCUCGCCUCUCCUCCACGGCGAGAUCAACUGCAUCCAGCAAUUCUUCGCGCAGACGUCUUUCCCAGACCCUCUAGACGCAGGAAAGCCGCCGUCGCAGCAGCGCCCGAGCCCGCGCGACUGCGUGUUCCUCGCGACGCACGAACCGUGCAGCCUAUGUCUCUCGGGGAUAACAUGGAGCGGGUUCGACAACUUCUUCUACCUGUUCACGUACGAGGACAGCCGGGACCUGUUCUCCAUCCCGUACGACAUCGACAUCUUGCAGGAGGUAUUCCGCGUCCCUGCCGUCGGCAAGCAGGGCGGGGUAGACGAAGACCUGAACGCGAGGCCGUUGUAUAACCGGCGGAACAAGUUCUUCACGGCGCGGAGCUUUGAGGAUUUGGCUCGUGAGAUUGGAGAGAAGUAUGGAGGGGAGGAAGGGCGGAGGUGGGGAGAUGAGAUUGCGCGGGUCAAGGCGAGGUACGGUGGGUUGAGCGAUACGUAUCAGAAAUCUAAGACGGACGCCGCGGUGGAGAGCGCGAGCUUCUGGAAAUGAAAAGUGUACUGAAAUACAAGAUAGAUACCUACCUCAAUAGAAGGAGAUCUCAUUUGAUCAACUCCAUGCUGCCCUGUCCUGGAGAUGACCUCCCCCAGGCAGGGGGUUUAUUUAUUUGAAUACUCUAUUACGGUUUCGUUUCAAUGCUUUCCCAGUGUAAUUUGGUAUAUAGAGCAAGCUUCAAUACCGAAUAUAUGAAGAUUGACGAUUUCGCUUUUAAUUUAUGCUCUAAUUUAAUCGUAAAAUGCUCGCAGAAUAAGCCAUGGACCGAUCCUGAUCCUAAUUUCUCCAAGCCGUCAACAAAGCGGAGCGAGUAGCGCUUGAGUAAUUCUAUGAUGUCUGAACUCCAUCACCCUGAAUCCCCUAUCUCGUAGACGUAAUUUACUCGAGGAGUCUUAAGUACCGGUUCCUGACAGCGACCACUCCGAAGCAGUUAUCCUGGCGUGGCUCAUCCGUGCGACGCUGAGAUUUAGGUGUCUCUUUGUUGUCGUAGGCAAUAGCGCAUCGAUCUGGUCCGUUGCAGAUAGGUGCUAUCUGAGGAGUUAGUACCAGUGAUCAUCAUUCGUGGCAGAUAAUACCAAUGAGCUCAAGAGUU
Molecule: messenger RNA, 1561 nt
Organism: Xylaria bambusicola
Lineage: Eukaryota; Fungi; Ascomycota; Sordariomycetes; Xylariales; Xylariaceae
Product: cytidine deoxycytidylate deaminase family protein
Exons: 1
Coding region: 250-966 (238 amino acids)
Molecular function (GO): catalytic activity
Source: RefSeq, a predicted model, not a curated record